This is a messenger RNA of Eutrema salsugineum, 1935 nucleotides long. Its product is annotated as long chain base biosynthesis protein 2b. Lineage: Eukaryota; Viridiplantae; Streptophyta; Magnoliopsida; Brassicales; Brassicaceae. The coding region runs from base 234 to 1703 and encodes 489 amino acids. The record is from RefSeq and is a predicted model, not a curated record. Gene Ontology annotation, cellular component: serine palmitoyltransferase complex. The transcript is spliced from 12 exons. Gene Ontology annotation, biological process: ceramide biosynthetic process; sphingosine biosynthetic process. Gene Ontology annotation, molecular function: pyridoxal phosphate binding; serine C-palmitoyltransferase activity.
GAAUCCUGUCUCUUUUUUUCGACGAAAGGGGAAGAGAUUGAAUUCAAAUCUCUCUCUUCUCUCUCUCUCUAUCUCCCGUGAGAAAGGCGCAGAUUUUUCCAGAUCCCAUCAUUGAAUUUUAUUCCCGAAUCUGCAUACAAUCUCGAACCGAGAGAGAGACAGAGACAUAGAGGGUUUGAAAAAUCGUUUCGGAGGAGAAGAAGAGGACGUGUGGAGGAGGAAGGAGCUGAACAAUGAUUACGAUCCCUUACCUUACCGCUGUAUCCACAUACUUCAGCUACGGAUUGCUCUUCGCCUUUGGCCAGCUUCGCGAUUACUCCCGCCGAAUCUUCGAUUGGUGGAGCACCAACAAUCUCCAGGGUUACGCUCCGAUCUGCUUGGCGCAUGAGGAUUUCUAUAUCAGGCGAUUGUAUCAUCGGAUCCAGGAUUGUUUUGGACGUCCCAUAUCUAGUGCACCUGAUGCUUGGGUUGAUGUGGUCGAGAGGUACUCUAAUGACAACAACAAGACGCUCAAGCGAACAACAAAGAGUAGAAGGUGUCUGAAUUUGGGGUCUUACAAUUAUCUUGGAUUUGGUUCUUUUGAUGAAUACUGCACGCCUCGUGUUAUCGAGUCUUUGAAGAAAUUUUCUCCAAGUACAUGCAGUUCUCGUGUUGAUGCAGGAACGACAACUGUGCAUGCAGAACUUGAAGAGUGUGUUGCUAAAUAUGUGGGAAAACCUGCUGCUAUCGUCACUGGUAUGGGCUUCGCGACAAACUCGGCUAUCAUUCCUGUCUUGAUUGGAAAGGGAGGGUUGAUAAUAAGCGAUUCUUUGAACCAUACUUCAAUUGUCAAUGGUGCUCGAGGUUCAGGAGCCACUAUCCGCGUUUUCCAACACAACACACCUGCUCAUUUGGAAAGAGUACUAAAAGAACAAAUCGCUGAGGGACAACCCAGGACACACAGACCCUGGAAGAAAAUAAUGGUUGUUGUUGAGGGUAUUUACAGCAUGGAAGGGGAAAUAUGUCAACUGCCUGAGAUUGUCGCAAUAUGCAAGAAGUAUAAGGCAUAUGUUUACUUGGAUGAAGCUCACAGCAUUGGAGCAAUUGGGAAAACAGGUAGGGGCGUUUGUGAACUCCUAGGAGUUGACACUGCUGAUGUGGACAUAAUGAUGGGAACUUUUACGAAAUCUUUCGGAUCUUGUGGUGGCUAUAUUGCCGGAUCCAAGGACCUCAUCCAAUAUUUGAAGUACCAUUGCCCGGCUCACCUUUACGCAACAUCAAUUUCAACUCCUUCCGCGCAACAAAUCAUAUCGGCCAUUAAAGUUAUCCUCGGAGAGGACGGUUCAAACAGAGGUGCACAAAAGUUAGCAAGAAUAAGGGAGAACAGCAACUUUUUCAGGGCUGAGUUGCAGAAGAUGGGAUUUGAGGUUCUUGGAGACAAUGAUUCUCCAGUCAUGCCAAUAAUGCUUUACAAUCCAGCAAAGAUCCCAGCUUUCUCAAGGGAAUGCUUGCGAGAAAACGUGGCAGUUGUGGUGGUCGGUUUCCCAGCUACACCUCUAUUGCUGGCCAGGGCUCGUAUUUGCAUAUCCGCAUCUCACUCAAGAGAAGAUCUUAUUAAAGCCUUACAGGUUAUAAGCAAAGCAGGCGACCUUACAGGAAUAAAAUAUUUUCCGGCAGCUCCAAAGAAGCAAGAACAAGAAAAAAAUAGCAUCAAAUUGGAUUAAGAUCAGUUUUUCACCAAAAGAGAUUUCGAUUUGGUUAGCAGUUGGGAUUAGAUACAAUUUCCUCUCCGUUGUGUCCCCUCUACUGGUCGUGAAACUUGUGAUCGUUGUCUUGCUUCAUUUUUGUUUCUUUGGUUUUGUCAGAGUUAAUUGUAUAGUUUCCCUCUAUAAGAUUGUUGCUCCCAAAUUACAGAUGCUAUCGAUUACAUUUGUGCUUUUGCUUUGCUCCACGAAA